UGUCUUGUUCACUGCUGUUUCUGGAGCCUAGAACAGUGACCUGUUCAUUAUUUUAUUUUCAGCAUCCAGUCAAGUGCCUAGUCCAUCAUAGAUGCUAAGCAAGUAUAUAUUAAAUACAUACUAUAAAAUUCACACAGAUUAUUGAAGAAGUUUUCUCAUUAUAUGUUAUUAUUUCAUAAUUAUUUUAGUGGAAAAAAUAGUAGCACCAAGGAUAACAACAACAAUAAUAGCUACUAUGUCUUAGGAACUUGUUAUGUGACAAGGAUUGUGCACAAGAUUAUUUUGUGUGAAAAACUGCAUUUAAUCACCACAACAAACCUAUGAGAUACAGACUAUAAUCACCUAGUAUAAUUUAUAAAUAAGGAAACAGGCUUAGAAAUGUUUAGCAGCUCACUCAAGUUUAUAUAGUUAGUGAAUGGCAGGGAAGGGGUUUGAAUCCAGUCCUGUAUGAUUCCAUAUGCAACAAUCCUAACCACUGUGCUAUGCCUGCAGCUUCAGAAUGAAGCCAUUUAAUUAAAUUAUAGAAUCUUAGCAUUUGUAGGGACAUUAGACUGAUCUAAUUCUCUGACUCUAGCUGAAUGAUUGUUUAACCUCUGAGUUUAGAUAUGUUUCCCUAUAGUUUUCACCAAUUGGUAUAGUUUUACUCCUUCCUUUCAAUGACAUGGUAGUGCAUAGUAACUCAUUUCUUUUAUCAUAUAUAGGUAUUUUUCAAUCGGGUGUCUGUACAUUAUGGUGGCAUUUGGCAAUCUCAGUAAACUAUUGUAGUUCAAGAUCACUGGAGAGAUGAGGAAUGAGUAAAUAUUAACAACCCAUGUGCUUGGUUGGAACUUGAAAGGACUGAAUAACAUCAACAAACAAGCUUUUCUCAGUCACAAUCUAGACCAGAUUAGUCUUAAAGUCCAAGGAAGAAUCAAAGUUCACCUUAGUGCAGACAUUUUUGUGCAGCUCUCCUGGUUAUUGUUUGCAAGUUUAAAAGGAAAAGAAAAUGAUGAAGGAGAAAGAGAAAACCAUUGCUAUUGUGAAGGUUAUAGAUACUUCAAAGUUAAAACUGUUAUCUGGCAGUAUUUUGGAUGCUUAUAGUAGUGAGCAGGGAAUAUCAUCAGUUAAUAUGGGUCUUACAAAUGCUUCCUGUCCAAGGAGUCUAUCAGUGAAAAGAGAAAUUACAGAAACUGACACUCGAGCUUUAGCAAAAGAGAGACAGAAAAAGGACAACCACAACCUCAUUGAAAGAAGAAGAAGGUAUAAUAUUAAUUACCGAAUCAAGGAGCUUGGUACUCUUAUUCCAAAGUCUAAUGAUCCUGAUAUGCGCUGGAACAAAGGAACCAUUCUAAAAGCAUCAGUGGAGUACAUCAAGUGGCUACAAAAAGAACAACAGAGAGCUCGAGAAUUAGAACACAGACAGAAGAAAUUAGAGCAAGCUAACAGGCGGCUUCUACUCCGGAUUCAGGAACUAGAAAUACAGGCUCGUGCUAAUGGUCUUCCAACCCUGGUUUCACUGGACCGAGUUGAUUUAGGUGCUCAUGCCACCAAAGAACAGACUCAUCUUGAACAGAAUUCAGUAGACUAUUGCCAACAACUGACUCUGUCUCAGGGAACAAGCCCCAGACUCUGUGAUCAAGCUAUGGCUUUCUCUGAUCCUUUGUCACACUUCACAGAUUUAUCAUUCAGUGCUGCUUUGAAAGAAGAACAAACAUUGGAUGAUAUGCUACUGGAUGACACAAUAUGUCAUUUAGGAACAGAUCCUCUGCUAUCUGCCACUUCCUCUGUAGUUUCCAAAGAGAGCAGUAGGAGAAGCAGUUUUAGCUCAGAUGAUGGUGAUGAGUUAUAAAAAGUAAACGCAGUCCACUCAUCAACUAGGAAACAAUUCUAUUCUGGUGCUGUGCAAUUAUAUCUGUGUUUCAUGUAUUGCUUUGGCUUCAUUUUUUUUUAAAUAAUAUAUUAUUCAUGAAAAAGUGGUGGAUUAAAAACAACAGUAGAAUAAAUUCACAGGAAGAGGAAAUAUGGUAUUGAGGAAUUACUGAAGGCUAAAACAUAUUAUUCUUCUCUGACUAUAGACCCUAAAUCUACUUACAUUUUGUUUUCUGGAAAGAGGUACAACAUAAGAAAUAGCUCUUUACUGGAUGUAUUAUUGUAACAGACUGCAAAGGGUAAACCUCUGAAACAUACAAACAUUUUCUUAGUUACUCACUUCCAACUCCUUCCUAUUCAACUCUU
This is a messenger RNA of Phyllostomus discolor (pale spear-nosed bat), 2214 nucleotides long. It is a transcript of the gene TFEC, whose product is annotated as transcription factor EC. Lineage: Eukaryota; Metazoa; Chordata; Mammalia; Chiroptera; Phyllostomidae. Gene Ontology annotation, molecular function: RNA polymerase II cis-regulatory region sequence-specific DNA binding; protein dimerization activity; DNA-binding transcription factor activity, RNA polymerase II-specific. The coding region runs from base 986 to 1828 and encodes 280 amino acids. The record is from RefSeq and is a predicted model, not a curated record. The transcript is spliced from 6 exons. Gene Ontology annotation, biological process: regulation of transcription by RNA polymerase II. Gene Ontology annotation, cellular component: nucleus.